AUGGGUCCUCAACUGGGAACAUCAACCGGUGGCAGUGUAUUAAGUCAUGUGAAGGAAAGAGUUGAUGCUGUAGAUGAGGAGAAUUUCAUAUUUGAGUACUCUAUAAUUGAAGGAGAUCCUGCUCUCAUAAAUUCUAAUUUAGUCGAGAAAAUGUCUUAUCAUGUCAAGUUUGAAAAUUCUCCUGAUGGAGGAACAACUUGCAAGCGCGCUUGCAAGGCCUAUGUCACUGAUGGCGCUGAGGGCAAAGAAGAUGAAAUUAGGGCUUGCCAAGUAUAUACUACACAACUCUUUUUUGCAAAUCUCAAGCUUUAUGAAGCCUAUGCCUUGGCAAAUCCUGAUGUGUAA
Molecule: messenger RNA, 345 nt
Organism: Jatropha curcas
Lineage: Eukaryota; Viridiplantae; Streptophyta; Magnoliopsida; Malpighiales; Euphorbiaceae
Source: RefSeq, a predicted model, not a curated record